AUGGACGACCAAGCGCGAGGCAUGGCGCCCUCUCAAAAGCAACUCAACGAAUAUCGCGAGAGGCUAGCACGCGACCUGGAACGUCGAGAGACGUCUUCUCGACCGUUAUUCUUGAAUCCCUCGGAUAAGCGGGUGUCUCCUAUCCCCGAAGAGGCUUUGUCAGGCUUGGCAAUACCCCUGGCUCUCAACACAACCGCCACGAACGCUUCUACUGAAUCUGGCAAUACGGCCGAAGAUACGCAGGAGGAGUCACGUCUCAGCGAAGGUGCUCUGGAGGAGCAUGAGCUCCGAGAGGAGGGACAUGAGCGCAGCAUUCCCACGUGGGAAGUUCCUUUUGUGACGCCGAACAACAGUCGAGGUCGCGUUCUACCGGUGCUGCAAGCGCUCAAUUACGAGGCUGAUCCCCUGAUUGACCAUGCUGGCGUUUUGCGAGUGAUUGAACGGGGGAAAGCAGUCACGCUUACCAGGAGCUACCCUUAUCUCGACAACACAGCGUCGCAGGAUCACGCAAAGCCUGCGAAACCAGAAGUCACCAAGAAGCCUACUGCGAAAAAGCCUGAUCCAACCACGAAGCGCUCUGCCAUCUUCGGCACCUCGAUGCCCUCCCAGGAUCCUGCCGGGGGCAAAGUUGGCUCUGGGGAUCAUGCGCAAGGCUUAAAGGGCCGGGUAGACUUUGACGAACCACGGCCACCUACGCCAAAGUACGAAGAGUAUGAGCAGGCGCCGCCGUCUCCAUGGUCACAAUCACCUGCUCCCUCGCCAGCCAUUCGGGCCGAUCCCCAGGACAACCCCUUUUUCACGGAUGCAACAGUCGAUGAAGACAGCUUCAAUCCUGGUGCCUCACCAGCUGUCUACACAGGACUGCCCCCGCAAGAAGCUAUUGGUGUCGACAAUUCCUGGACCGUCAUGCACAUACCCCUAACUCACCUGGUGCUGUCCAAGACUAGCCGCGCAUUCCGACUCAAUACUGCAGCUAUCGAUCAAACGAUGCAAGCGCUCAACCAAGACGAAUCCAAGAGUGACUCGGAUGAACCAUCAAGUCCAGUGAGGGCCAACCCUGCCCCCAUCGCGAUUCUCUCUAUUCUCAGCCCCGUAAUCCCUUACCCUUCGAACUUGCGCCACUCCCUGGAGCACCUAGCUCCGCAUAUGGCCACCUCCUUUUCUCUGUGCAGACACUUCGAGAACCUGGAGACGGAAAUAGCAGGCUUAAAUCGCCGAAGGCCAUCGACAACUGGCUUCGGCGCUGUGGCUUCAGAUGGUCGACCCCUGGCCACCACACCAUAUCCAAACGCCCCCGAUCUAGGCCGUCAUACUUCCCAAACAGGCACCACUAUGACAAGUCCAAGUGAGUACUCUUGCGUCUCCAAGAGCAUGACAGGCUCUCCUGCUGGUACACCGGGCUGGGAAACUGGAUCUCUCGGGAGCAUCAUCGAUAGAAGGCAACCAGUCGCCAGCCCGUCAGCUCUUGCUCAUAUGGGGGAGAGCUACUUCAGUAGUAAACAACGACCAACGACUUCCCGCCACGAGACAUUUGGAAGUGGAUCGGGCAGUCGUAGCGGGCCCAAAGAAGACUCGCCCACCGAGAAGCGACCGCAAUCUCGACUUUCGGCAACCAAGCCCCUCGAUGCCGCCAGUAACGCAACCGAGCCUAUCAACGGGGGUACGGCAGACAUGGAAGAAGCCCUGGCGGCAGCUGCCGCUCAUCGAAUGUCUAAGAGUACUCAGAGAAGUGGCUCUAUCGGAGCGGAAGAUGCAACAGAGGAAAUGCGCAGCAAAGUAGCCGACGCCGGACGCUUCGACAGCAAGCAAGCACAUAGUAGGCACUCAAUGCUGCAUACCUACGGCGCGGACUUUUCCUCAACCUUUCAGUCUUUGCCGCCGAGCUCGAGCCUCGUCAGCAGGCCUGCACCUCCCAGCGGCAAUCCUGCGCGGACGAUGUCAUUCGCCCCUGGCGCUGCUGACAUGCCGCCGCCGUCAGACAGACUCAAGGGACUCAUGCUUGAUGCACUCCCCGCUCAUGUAUUCGUCGCGUUGCCCCAAACUGGCGAAAUUGUCUGGGUCAACAGCAGGUACCUGUCUUACCGCGGUCAAACAGUAGCCGACUUGGCGGAAGAUCCAUGGGGCAGCAUACACCCAGACGAUUGUGACGAAUAUUUGAAGGCAUGGGGCCAUUCCCUGAGAACGGGUGAGCAAUUCUCUAGGACGGUGCGCAUCAAACGGUUUGAUGGUCAGUACCGGUGGUUCUACGCCAGAGCUGUAGCCUCAAAGGAUAAACGUGGAGUCAUUAUGCAGUUCCUCGGGUCUUACAUGGACAUUCACGACCAACACAUCGCCGAGUUGAGGGCGGCCCGGCAAGAAGAGAUUGAAGCCUCUGAGGCUAAACACCGGCUUCUGGCUAAUCUUAUUCCCCAGAUCAUCUUCACAGCGACGGAGGAGGACGGUGUUACUUUCGCCAAUGAGCAAUGGCUGUCAUACACAGGCCAGAGCUUUGAUGAUGCACUGGGUCUAGGCUUCCUUGACUAUGUACACCCCGAGGACUUGGCCAAAUGCCGUAUCCCUACAGACGCGCCUCCCACACCACUAGGGCCCGAAUCGAGCAAGAAGACUCGGGGCACACCGACGUCAGAAGCCCCAUCGACAGACACACUUCUCCCUGGGAAACAAGUAAAGACACCCGAUGCCUCGCUUCGCGGCGUACACAAGGCGCUUUCUCGUCACAACAGCUCUGGCAACUCUUCAGUCUAUGAGUUGCCGUCGGCAGAUCUAAACGAGUUAGCCAGGAAGGGCAUCAUCAAGGUCGGCACCGAUAGUAACGGGCGCCUCUCCUACACGACCGAAGUUCGCCUCCGCUCCAAGAACGGAGAGUAUCGAUGGCAUCUUAUCCGCUGUGUAGAGAUCGACACCAUCGAUUUUGGCAGCGGCGCCAGCUCCUAUUUUGGUUCCGCCACUGACAUCAAUGAUCACAAAAUCCUUGAAACGAAGCUGAAAGAGGCUAUGGAAACCAAGGGCCGUUUCCUCAGUAACAUGUCACACGAGAUUCGGACACCUCUCAUUGGCAUUUCCGGGAUGGUUAGUUUUCUGCAAGACACCAUCUUGAGCGAGGAGCAACGCGAUUAUACCAACACUAUCCAAACCAGCGCUAACAGCCUGAUCAUGAUAAUCAACGACAUACUGGAUCUUUCAAAGGUCGAUGCGGGCAUGAUGAAGCUCAAGUUCGAGUGGUUCCACACACGCUCGCUCAUCGAGGAUGUAAAUGAGCUCGUUUCGACCAUGGCUAUUGCCAAGGGCCUGGAGCUCAACUACCUCGUAGAGAGCGACGUGCCCGCCUGGGUCAAGGGCGACAAGGUACGCAUUCGCCAAGUGCUGCUCAACGUCAUCGGUAAUGCCAUCAAAUUCACCACACAAGGCGAGGUAUUCAGUCGUUGUCGGGUGUACACUCAAGAGGAUGGCCAUAGCGGCGACCACGAGAUCAUGCUGGAAUACUCGAUUAUCGAUACUGGGCAGGGCUUCACGAAGCAAGAGGCUGAGUUAAUUUUCAAGCCUUUCAGUCAAAUCGAUGGCAGCAGCACGAGACAGCAUGGUGGCAGUGGCCUUGGUCUGGUCAUCUCCAAGCAACUGGUCGAGUUGCAUGGGGGCCAGAUGAAUGGGACAGCCGAACCAGGAAAGGGAUCCAAAUUUGUGUUUACAGCGCGAUUCACGCUACCUACUGCUGAGGAUCACCCCGAUCUGCCAGGGAGUCCAGUCUCAACAAUGUACUCCGCUACGUCACGACAGCCUUCCACGGAGAGCGUCCCAGGUAAUUUCCAACCACUGCCACCGCCAAAACAGUUACGCAACGUCGAAGGAUCUCCGUUGGCGGCUUCGGAGCAGGAAUCUUCCCCAGUAGUGGGGUCGAACGGAAGCUCCAACCCGUCUGUUCUGUCGGGGAAAUCGCAUGCUACGGACAAGUCCUCAAUCACAACGGUCCACACUGGCCUCGCCCGCUUCAGCGAGGCUGCCAAGGCCAGUGGUCAGGACCUCUCCCAGAUGAAGCUCGAAAUGCCUUCUGGAAGGAGUUCGCCCGGCCGCACACCUACACCGGCGCCUGCAGAUCACCCGUCGCCGGAGGAGUUCCGCCCGCCAAUGUACUCGAUCCUCCUUAUCUGUCCUCAGAAAUUCAGUCGCGAGGCCACCACGCAGCACAUUGAGACGACGUUGCCUUCUCAUGUACCCCACCAAAUCACAGCUCUUGGGAGCGUCGAAGAAGCCCAGGAGCUAAUUGGCGGACACGACCCCAUCAAGUUCACCCAUAUCGUCAUCAAUCUGGGCUCAGCUGAGGCCGUGCUGGACCUGAUGGAUCAACUGUUCAAGACACAAAAGGCCGACAACACAACAAUAUUGGUGCUGUCUGAUUCGGUCCAGCGACAGGCUGUGCUGAAGCUCGCCAGCAGUGAGACUCACAAGAAGCUGCUCGCGGACAAUCAAAUAUCCUUCAUAUACAAGCCAGUCAAGCCCUCGCGCUUUGCCGUGAUCUUCGACCCUGACAAGGUCCGGGACUUGAGCAUUGACCGCAACCGGUCGACUGCGCAACAGAUGGUGGAGACACAAAAGGCCAGCUACCUGGAGAUCGAGAAGCGGAUGGGAAACAAGGGGUACAAGGUGCUUCUCGUGGAAGACAAUCCAGUCAAUCAGAAGGUGCUCAUGAAGUACCUGAACAAGAUCGGCGUAGACGUCGAGGUUGCGGUCGAUGGCGCCGAAUGCACCGACAAGGUCUUGUCCAAGCCUCACCAGUAUUAUUCGCUGAUCUUGUGUGACCUCCACAUGCCGCGCAAGGAUGGCUACCAAGCCUGCCGCGAAAUCCGACACUGGGAGAGAUCGGCCAAGUUCCCGAACAUGCCCAUUAUCGCCUUGUCAGCCAAUGUCAUGUCGGACGUGCAAGAUAAGUGUGCCGCGGCAGGAUUCAGCGACUACGUGACGAAGCCGGUUGAUUUCAUCGAUCUCAGCAGGGCCAUGGCCAAGUUCUUUUGA
Emericellopsis cladophorae is the source of this 5007-nucleotide messenger RNA. RefSeq names its product Peroxide stress-activated histidine kinase-like protein. NCBI's taxonomy places the organism in Eukaryota, Fungi, Ascomycota, Sordariomycetes, Hypocreales, Bionectriaceae. The coding region runs from base 1 to 5007 and encodes 1668 amino acids. Gene Ontology annotation, biological process: protein autophosphorylation; phosphorelay signal transduction system. Gene Ontology annotation, molecular function: protein binding; phosphorelay sensor kinase activity; histidine phosphotransfer kinase activity. The record is from RefSeq and is a predicted model, not a curated record. The transcript has 3 exons.